Molecule: messenger RNA, 1903 nt
Organism: Chroicocephalus ridibundus (black-headed gull)
Lineage: Eukaryota; Metazoa; Chordata; Aves; Charadriiformes; Laridae
Gene: TMEM163
Product: transmembrane protein 163
Exons: 8
Coding region: 10-831 (273 amino acids)
Cellular component (GO): synaptic vesicle membrane
Molecular function (GO): zinc ion binding
Source: RefSeq, a predicted model, not a curated record
CCGCAAGACAUGGAGCCCUCCGCUGCCCCCCUGGACGCCACUCCGGACCCCGCCAUCGUGCAGCCCCCCGGGGCCAGCCCGCCGGUGCCCCCUCGGGAGCAGCAGCAGGAGCAGCUGCGGAUCGGGGAGAGCGGGCAGUUCAGCGAGGGGCUGGAGGACAGAGGUUUGCUAGAAAGCAGUACAAGGCUAAAACCUCAUGAAGCUCAAAGCUACAGAAAGAAGGCAUUGUGGGUUUCCUGGGUCUCCAUUAUUGUCACACUGGCGCUUGCAGUGGCUGCUUUCACUGUCUCCGUAAUGAGAUACAGUGCAUCAUCAUUUGGAUUUGCUUUUGAUGCUACCCUGGAUGUUUUGUCAUCAGCGAUAGUUUUGUGGCGUUACAGCAACGCAGCUGCUGUGCAUUCUGCACACAGGGAGUAUAUAGCUUGUGUUAUCUUGGGUGUCAUAUUCCUCCUGUCAUCUAUAUGUAUUGUGAUCAAAGCGAUCCAUGAUCUUGCGAAGAAGGAGUUUCCAGAAGUGGACGAUUUUCUGUAUAGUGUCUCUGUUUUAAGUGGAAUCCUUUGCACCGUCUUGGCAGUAAUCAAAUUUAUGCUGGGAAAGGUCCUCACAAGCAGAGCGCUGAUAACCGAUGGUUUCAACUCUCUUGUAGGUGGAAUAAUGGGAUUUUCCAUCCUCCUUAGCGCAGAAGUUUUUAAACACAACUCUUCUGUCUGGUAUCUGGAUGGCAGUAUAGGAGUUUUAAUUGGACUUACAAUAUUUGCCUAUGGAGUCAAGUUGCUUAUCGAUAUGGUACCCCGCGUAAGGCAAACGCGCCACUAUGAAAUGUUUGAGUGAAGAUCACACCUUCUCCUCUGUAAGGACUGUAAAACUACAGCAUCGUACAUUUUGGCAAGUGGUGCCAACGGUAUUUUACUAAAUAUGCAGUUUGUUUCCCGUGGUCUGGUUUUGUUGACGUUUGUUUUAAUGGGAAAUCUCUCUGUAAAACUGGCAUAUGUGCACACUGCUUGCAAUUCAGCGAAACAGCAGCAUUUUUUUUCAAGUACGCUAUUGAUUCCUGUGACAAUAGAAAACAUGCAGUUUGCAGUUUUAACCCAGCUGCCAUGUUGUAUAUUCCAGAGUGAAAGUGUUCUUAAUGGUGUGAUAAGCCUGUGGGUAAAGAAGUGCCAGUUUCAGAUCUUGGUUUUUUCCUCCUCUGGCCUGUAUUUUCCCAAACACAUGCUGUACCAGGAGUACAAUCCUCGCUAACCUCUUCGGCUAACAGAGUAUCCUAUGUAGAGUCCUGACACCAAGAGCUGUGUUGCUUAAAACACUUAAGUAGCUACUUCCUCCCCUUCCAUUCAAAUAGACGCACAGAAAGAGCGGGUACAAACCUUUCUGUGAUCAGAGAGAUAAUUCAUUUUAUCCUAAAUUAACAGAAACUAUACCUCUUCAAUUUAAAUUCUAUUUUUCUUAACGAGACACUGUUCAUAGCUUUGCAUGGACCAAACAAGCACACACAGUAUUACUGUACAGACCAAAGGCAAAAAGUCGUGCAAGGAAGAGGAGCUGCUUGGGGAAUGGGAUUUUCAUCUUCUGUUGUACUUUACACAGAGGUACCAGCGUGCGUGACUUUGUGGUUGCUCUGUAGUCUGACGAUGGCACAGCAGUGGCUCAAUCUGGUGGCGAGGUACAGAUCUAUUUAUUAGAUUUAGAUUGUCCUGUAAAGUGUUGCUCACCUUCCAUCACGCAUCUUCUAUAUUACUUAAUAGCAGGUUAAAUUAUCAAAGAGUCUUGAUGUAUAAUCAAUAAAACUGGUAUCUAUUUUAUACAGUAUCUGUAAGUAACAUUUGAAAACUUAUUUCCAGAAUGUAUCAUAGAACAAAGUCUUCCUGUAUAGCAGCCUAUUAAACUGGAUUCUCUGGCUAUA